Messenger RNA from Colletotrichum orchidophilum, 1128 nucleotides. RefSeq names its product alcohol dehydrogenase GroES-like domain-containing protein. The record is from RefSeq and is a predicted model, not a curated record. The coding region runs from base 1 to 1128 and encodes 375 amino acids. Gene Ontology annotation, molecular function: oxidoreductase activity. Lineage: Eukaryota; Fungi; Ascomycota; Sordariomycetes; Glomerellales; Glomerellaceae. The transcript has a single exon.
AUGGCGACCACCAACAUACCAAAGACAAUGAAGGCAAUCCGCGUAACAUCCUUCAACGCCCCCUACGAAAUACAAACCGUCCCCGUGCCGUCACCAGCCUCCCUCGCCCCCCACGACCUCCUCGUCAAAGUAGCAGUCGCAUCCUACUGCCACACCGACAGCAUGGUCUCCUCAGGCGUCUUCAACACAACGCUCCCCUGCACCGCCUCCCACGAAGGCUCCGGCACCGUCGUGGCCGUCGGCUCGGCCUCCGCCGCCAACGGAACCUUUACCCCAGGCGACAGAGUCAUGUGCGGUCUACCCCUCCACCCGUGCGGCGACUGCUUCGACUGCACCCGCGCCCCGGAAACCUUUCGGCAGUACUGCAGCCGCAUCGAGGGCCACGUCGGCGUGCACGUGGACGGGUGCUUCGCCGAGUACGUCCGCGUUGACGCCCGGUCCACCGUGCCGAUCCCCGACACACUCUCGUUUCUCAGUGCCGCGCCGCUGGCGUGCGCGGGCCGGACGGUGUGGCGGGGCGUGGCGGUGCAGGCCGGGCUGCGGGAGGGCCAGUGGCUUGCCGUCGUCGGGUCCGGGGGCGGGCUGGGCCACUUGGGGAUCCAGAUGGCCAAGGCGCUGGGGUUGCGUGUCGUGGGGGUCGAUGCGCGUGACGAGGGGCUCGCGCUGACGAGGGCGAGCGGCGCGGAUGUCGUGCUUGAUGCGCGACGGGGCAAGGAGGCGGUCGUGGGGGAGGCGAGGCGGGUUGCGAAUGGCGGGGAUGGUGUGGAUGCCACGCUCAACUUGUCGGAUGCGGAGGGUGCGGCGGGACUGGCGUGCGCGGUGACGAGGAUGCAUGGGACGGUGACCCAGAUUGCGCAGCCGGAUGAGGUGAAGAUACCGUUCCAGGAGUUGGUGUUUCGCGAUAUCAGAGUACAGGGGAGUUUGCUGUGUUCGAGGGAGGAGAGUGAGGGUCUGAUGGCGCACGUUGCGAAGAAUGGCAUAACGCUCAAGACGAAUGUUUUUCACGGGUUGGAUAAGAUUCAUGAGCUUGUUUCGCUUGUACAUACGGGUAAGAUGAGCGGCAAGGCUGUUAUUGUUGUGGACGAGCAGCAGUUGGAGGCCGAGAAGAAGCUCGGUGCCAAGUUCUAA